AUGGCUUCAGUGGCCGCGUGGCUGCCGUUUGCACGAGCCGCCGCUAUCGGUUGGGUACCGAUCGCGAACAAUCCGCUGCCGGCCCCUCCAGUGACUCGAGAAAGACGGAAAAAAGAAGAUGAAAAAUUCAUAAUAAACGUGAGCGGGCGACGCUUCGAAACCUGGCGGAACACUGUGGAGAAAUUCCCGGACACGUUGUUAGGAUCGAACGAACGAGAGUUCUUCUACGACGAAGAGACUAAGGAAUACUUCUUCGAUCGGGAUCCAGACAUAUUCCGACAUAUUCUCAACUAUUAUCGGACGGGCAAGCUGCACUACCCGAAACACGAAUGUUUAAUGUCGUAUGAUGAAGAGUUAGCGUUCUUCGGCAUUGUCCCCGACGUCAUCGGGGACUGCUGCUAUGAGGACUAUAGGGACAGAAAGAGAGAGAAUGCUGAACGAUUGCUCGAUGACAAAAUGUCCGAAGGAAACGAGCAAACGCAGCUGGCGAACUCAACCCUGCGACAGAGGAUGUGGAGAGCCUUCGAAAACCCGCACACCAGUACCGCAGCUCUAGUGUUCUACUAUGUGACAGGCUUUUUCAUUGCGGUCUCCGUCGGAGCCAAUGUGGUGGAAACAGUGCCCUGUGGUAUUGAUGUUGGGACGGGCGAGAAAAUACCGUGCGGCGAAAAUUAUAAAGUCGCCUUUUUUUGUUUGGACACUGCGUGUGUCAUGAUUUUCACAGCUGAAUACCUACUGCGGCUAUACGCCGCACCGGCACGCUGCAAAUUCGUACGCAGCGUUAUGAGCGUUAUCGACGUAGUCGCCAUCAUGCCGUAUUACAUCGGCCUUGGCAUUAAGGACAACGGAGACGUAUCCGGCGCGUUCGUCACUCUUCGUGUGUUCCGAGUCUUCCGAAUUUUCAAAUUUUCGCGUCAUUCACAAGGACUGCGAAUUCUGGGCUAUACACUCAAGUCGUGCGCCUCCGAACUGGGCUUCCUAGUGUUCUCGCUGGCCAUGGCCAUCAUCAUCUUCGCCACAGUCAUGUUCUACGCAGAGAAGAACGUCGAUGAAACCACAUUCACCUCAAUUCCGGCCGCGUUUUGGUACACAAUCGUUACGAUGACCACACUUGGAUAUGGAGAUAUGGUCCCUGGUACAAUAACGGGCAAGAUCGUGGGCGGCGUGUGUUCACUGAGUGGAGUGCUCGUGAUCGCGUUGCCCGUACCUGUCAUUGUGUCGAACUUCUCAAGAAUUUACCACCAAAGCCAACGGGCGGACAAACGAAAGGCUCAAAAGAAAGCAAGAAUGGCACGUAUCCGAAUAGCCAAGGCUACAAGCGGCGCGGCAUUUGUAUCCAAGAAGAAGGCGGUGGAAGCAAAACUUGCUGCACAGGAGAGCGGUCAGGACAUCGAUGACGGUCCAGAAGACAUCUUCGAGCUGCAGCAUCAUCAUUUGCUGCGUUGCCUUGAGAAAACAACGGACCGGGAGUUCGUAGAGCUGGAAGUGCCAUACAAUGGCGGGAAUCCGAAUAGGCCGAGUUCUUCCCCCCCGCUGUCUCCAGCUGCUUCAGAAGCAUCCAACGAGAGACAUGGUUUGCUUAAUUCCUGCUGCGGCUCUAAGGGGCGUUGCAACAGAAAGAAAUACCAGCGUUCGGGUAGCGGCGGUGGUGAUGGUGGUAUCGUCAUCGGUUCGGAUGCCAGUCGGGUUGCCGAUGAGGAGCUCAGCGACGUGCAGGUCCGCUUGUCGUCAACAUCGAGAAGACUGGGCGGAAACGCUCCGUCGUCGUCGUUGCCAGAUCAUCUCCUCGUUAUCAGCAGUAAAGAGAGAGAAACCAUCCCGACUAACACCGUCAUCCCGGCAGCCGGCCUGACAUCACGUUCCAGCCUCAACAAUCCUGCCCCUACGGUUACGACGAUGAGUUCCCCAUCAGGAGGGGUGACCACGACAGCCGUAGUCAAUAUCCCUCCAGGGCAGAACGGCUCCAAUGGAGACCGAACUUCCGGACCCCGUUCUCCGCUUUCUCAGAUCGGAGACGAGCCAGUUUCUGUACGCAUCUCCAGCCUUUGA
Messenger RNA from Galendromus occidentalis (western predatory mite), 2049 nucleotides. RefSeq names its product Potassium voltage-gated channel protein Shal (gene Shal). Gene Ontology annotation, biological process: protein homooligomerization; potassium ion transmembrane transport; action potential. The record is from RefSeq and is a predicted model, not a curated record. Gene Ontology annotation, cellular component: membrane; voltage-gated potassium channel complex. The coding region runs from base 1 to 2049 and encodes 682 amino acids. The transcript is spliced from 5 exons. Gene Ontology annotation, molecular function: protein binding; A-type (transient outward) potassium channel activity. Lineage: Eukaryota; Metazoa; Arthropoda; Arachnida; Mesostigmata; Phytoseiidae.